Mercenaria mercenaria is the source of this 4089-nucleotide messenger RNA. RefSeq names its product conserved oligomeric Golgi complex subunit 6-like. The transcript is spliced from 20 exons. Gene Ontology annotation, biological process: intra-Golgi vesicle-mediated transport. Bases 59 to 2023 code for a protein of 654 amino acids. Gene Ontology annotation, cellular component: COG complex. Lineage: Eukaryota; Metazoa; Mollusca; Bivalvia; Venerida; Veneridae. The record is from RefSeq and is a predicted model, not a curated record.
UACCUAAAUUAGAUCAUUAUUUUUUUAUUUUUUGGUUUACGAACCGCCAGGAUGACACAUGGUCGUAGGAGGAGGGAAAAAAAAAAUUAAAAAACAGAAUCAGAAUUUUUUUUCCGUAGAAAACGGACCUUUGAAAGGAAUAUGGGAUAUGUUGGAGGCUCUUAAAGCCCUGUCGACCUUCUUUGGGGAAAACAGUCUCAGAACAAGGAGGAACCUUCGCAGCGAUAUUGAGAGAAGAAGUCUUGCCAUUAAUGAAGAAUUCCUUCAGACAUUCCAAGUGGUCAAAAAUCAACUGGACAGUGUGUAUUCUGAUGUGAAAGCUAUGAGUGACUGUUGUCAGGAUAUGACUACAAGGUUAAAGAAUGCUAAAGCACAGACACAUGACCUGAUUAAUCAGACAACAAAACUCCAUGGUGAAAGUCAGAAGUUACAGAUGAAACAGCAAGUUGCAGACACAUUUCUUGAUCAGUUCCAGUUAAAACCAGAAGAGAUUCGUACAUUGAGAGGUGCAAAAUCUGGUGCACUUUCACAGGACUUUUUCCAAGCGUUGGCAAGGGUUAAACAGAUACAUAAUGAUUGUAAAGUUUUAUUGAGAACCAACCAUCAGACUGCAGGGUUAGAAAUCAUGGAGUCGAUGGCGUUACAUCAGGAGUCAUCUUACGAAAGGCUUUACCGGUGGUCUCAAAAUGAAUGUCGUAUGCUGACUGGAGAGGCACCAGAUAUCUCACCUAUUCUCUGUCAGGCAUUACUUGCUUUACAAGACAGACCUGUCCUGUUCAGGUAUACAUUGGACGAGUAUGGCACAGCACGGCGUACAGCUGUUGUAAGGGGGCUGAUAGAUGCUCUCACCAGAGGAGGUCCAGGAGGAACUCCACGACCUAUUGAACUACAUUCCCAUGAUCCUUUGCGAUAUGUUGGUGACAUGUUGGCAUGGUUACAUCAGUCUACAGCUUCUGAGAAGGAAUAUCUGCAGACACUGUUGAAGAGAUGUGAACAAGAUAUAAAGAUAUUACACGGAGAUGUGAGAGAUGUAGAAAAAGAUAAAAUACAUAUUAGAGGAGCUACAGAUGACACUAUCCAAGAUAUUCUAGGGCACAUUACAGAAGGUGUUUGUAGACCAUUUAAGGUGAGAGUGGAGCAGGUACUGGUAUCAGAGCAAGAUGCUGUAACCUUGUACAAACUGAAUAAUCUACUCAAGUUUUACCAUCAUACAAUAGGGCAAAUAAUUAACCCAGAUGCUGCUCUGUUGUCCACCAUAUUAGAAAUACAGGAUCUCAGCCAUAGGAUGUUCUUUAACAGUCUUACAUGUAAUGCCAACAAACUUCUUGAUAAGGUGGAGUUACCACCAGCUGAUUUAGGACCUACAGCAUCACACACACAGACUAUGACUCUACUGAAAGAUGUUUUACAGUGCCAUGAUUCUUCUGUAGUUACCCUAGAAAACAAGAAACAGGACUUUAAACAGAUACUGGCAUGUGUUCUUGACCCAGUGCUACAGAUGUGUUCAGUGUCAGCCAGUCGUCUAAACACAGUGGAUAUGGCUGCCUACAUGGUGAACUGUAUCUAUCUCAUGCAGACUACUAUAGCAUUGUACGAGUUCACAGACACACGGCAAGAAAUGUUACAAGCACAGAUUGAUGCACAUAUAGACACUAUGGUAAAUGAACAGGCAGCAUUUAUCCUGAACAGAGUAGAUCUAGCACAUAUAUAUGGUACUAUACAACAGCAUCAGCCAAAACAGGGUCCACUAUCAAGUAUACAAGGAUUAGAUCCGAUUACUGUGAAAUCUGCAAUGAACAAGUUUGACAGUUACCUUGCAAGUCCAGAUAGUCUCAUGUUAGCACAGUGUACACUGAUAACGAGCUCAAAAAAUAGAGAACUCAUUAAGAAGAAUUCCUCAGAAUUGAUCUGUAAAUCCUAUAAACUGAUGUACGAUGCAGUCUGCGAUCCGAAGAACGAGUACGGGGAAUAUCAAAGUAUUGUGCCGAGAACACCAGACCAAGUUGAGAAACUGCUCAUGUAAACUUGUUGAUUGCAUGCUAAUAUGUUGCUUGAACUUGAAAAGUUUAUACAUGUAACUGUGAUAUUUAAACAUUUGGAAUAAUGGAGGAAUUACAUGUGUAAAUAGGCUGGGCUGACAAUAUGUAGAGGUUGUUUUGUGCGGAAAUUUUGCUUAAUAAUCGGCUGAGUGUACUUUUUGUUAUAAUGUUAAAUUCAUUAUUAAAAUACUCAAAAGGUCAAAAAAACUUACUUUGAAAAUUAUGGUGAAGUGACAAGAUGUGAAAUUCAGAUCAUUGGUGCUUAGAAUACUUACAAGUUACACUAUAUAAAAGAGGAGUUAUUAUUGAUUAUUUUUUAUUGAAAAAAAAAAGUGCUAAGAUGGCUACAGAAGUGUCAGAUUGUUAAACAAAUGGAUGUACCAAUAAAAAAAGUAGGAAGAAAACAUUUGUUAGCACUUAAGCAGUAGUGCCUUAAUUUUUUGGGGGCCAAAUAUAAGUCAGUAUUUUUCUGUUAUAUAAUUUGUUUGUUUAGUUGCUGUCUUAAUACUGUCCAAACUUUACUGCUUAAGGAGGGCUAACUUUAAAUCACUUGCUUAUCAUUUUUCUUUCAUGUGUUUUGAGUUUUCAAGGUGGAAUAAGGAAGGUUGGUGGUUGAAUUACUGCCCAGAGGAGCAUCUUGGGUCUUCUGUCUCUUUCAAAGCUGGAAAAUUGCCAUAUGACAGCACAACUAAGUACUAGAAAGAAAAGCAAUUAAUUUACACUUCCUGCUAGAUGAGCAGCAUCGUGAUACCAUAAUAGAUGUUUUUAAACAUUCGUCCAUAUAGGAAUAUUAACACUGAUAUAAAAACAUAAAAUUAAAUAGAAAUUGACUAGUUUUAAUACUGGCUUGGAUUAUGUACAUCAUUUAACAAUAUUGUGCAUGUAAAAUUAGCAGAAACAAUAAAACCAAUGGAUGUAAUUAUGUCUCCCCCAGGAGACUUAUUGUUUUGCCCUGUCCGUCCGUCCGUCCGUCCGUCACACUUCAUUUCUGAGCAAUAACUGGAGAACCAUUUGACCUAGAACCUUCAAACUUCAUAGAGUUGUAGGGCUGCUGGAGUAGACGACCCCUAUUGUUUUUGGGGUCACUCCGUCAAAAGUCAAGGUCACAGGGGCCUGAACAUUGAAAACCAUUUCCGAUCAAUAACUAGAGAACCACUUGACCCAGAAUGUUGAAACUUCAUAGGAUGAUUGGUCAUGAAGAGUAGAUGACCCCUAUUGAUUUUGGGGUCACUCCGUCAAAGGUCAAGGUCACGGGCCUGAACAUUGAAAACCAUUUCCGAUCAAUAACUAGAGAACCACUUGACCCAGAAUGUUGAAACUUCAUAGGAUGAUUGAUCAUGAAGAGUAGAUGACCCCUAUUGAUUUUGGGGUCACUCCGUCAAAGGUCAAGGUCACAGGGGCCUGAACAUUGAAAACCAUUUCCGAUCAAUAACUAGAGAACCACUUGACCCCGAAUGUUGAAACUUCAUAGGAUGAUUGUUCAUGAAGCGUAGAUGACCCCUAUUGAUUUUGGGGUCACUUCGUCAAAGGUCAAGGUCACAGGGGCCUGAACAUUGAAAUCCAUUUCCAAUCAAUAACUAGAGAACCACUUGACCCAGAAUGUUGAAACUUCAUAGGAUGAUUGGUCAUAAAGAGUAAUUGACCCCUAUUGAUUUUGGGGUCACUCCAUCAAAGGUCAAGGUCACAGGGGCCUGAACAUGGAAAACCAUUUCCGAUCAAUAACUAGAGAACUACUUGAUCCAGAAUGUUGAAACUUAAUAGGAUGAUUGGUCAUGCAGAGUAGAUGACCCCUAACAAUUUUGGGGUCACUUUGUUAAAGGUCAAGGUCACAGGGGCCCGAACAUUGAAAACCAUUUCCGGUCAGUAACUUGAGAACCACUUGACCCAGAAUGAUGAAACUUCAUAGGAUGAUUGGACAUGCAGAGUAGAUGAUCUCUAACGAUUUUAGGGUCACUCUGUUAAAGGUCAAGGCCACAGGGGCCUGAACAUGGAAAACCAUUUCCAAUCAAUAACUUGAGAACCUCUUGACCAAGAAUGUUGAAACUUCAUA